ACUGAGGGGUUCAAACCAAUUACUAAAGAAGAUGUAGAUAAUUCAAUAAUGGACAUGGUUAUUGCAUCAGGAGUGUUAUUCAAUAUUCUUAAUAAUCUGUCAUUUCGUAAAAUGGCUAGAAAUCUUUGCUAUGUUACACCUUCAUAUAAGAUCCCACAUUCAACUACGAUAUACCGACAUAUUACCAGCAAUAUAUUUAACUUAAGAUUAAAAUUUGUUAAAGAUAUUUUGGCCAAAACUUCUGGACAAAUUUCACUUACGUGUGAUGGUUGGCACUCAACCGUCUAUAAAUGUCAUUAUAUUGUUAUCACAGAAUUCUGGAUCAGCGAUGAUUGGAGAAUAGUUAAUAUUGUUCUAAGCUUUCAAAA
Messenger RNA from Cetraspora pellucida, 368 nucleotides. The record is from the annotation of a GenBank genome assembly. Lineage: Eukaryota; Fungi; Glomeromycota; Glomeromycetes; Diversisporales; Gigasporaceae.